AUGGCGGGUCUCCUGAAGAAGACCACCAGCCUCACGGGAUUGGCUGUGAGUGCCUCUCUGCAUGAGAGACUAAGAAUAUUGUAUGCAAAGAUUCUCGAUGUUCUUCAUCAAUUCCCUAAAAAUGUAGCAUAUAGAAAAUAUACUGAACAGAUUACAAAUGAGAACCUGGGUAUGGUUGAAGUGGAACCAGAUGUUAUAAAAUUGGAAGACCAACUUCAGGGUGGCCAAAUAGAAGAGGUGAUUUGUCAGGCUGAAAAUGAACUAAGCUUGGCAAAAAAAAUGUUGCAGUGGAAACCAUGGGAGCCAUUAGUGGAAAAGCCUCCUGCUAACCAGUGGAAAUGGCCAAUAUAGUUAUCUUUAAAUGUCUCUGAUAGGUUGAUGGCAAACUGAUGUAAUUAAAUGUACUGUUAUAUUAAAAGUGUGUUCAUAUUAUUGACAUGUUGUAAUCAAGAAAAUUAAUACAGGACAAACCUAGGAGACUUUAAAAUUUGUUACU
Messenger RNA from Castor canadensis (American beaver), 496 nucleotides. Lineage: Eukaryota; Metazoa; Chordata; Mammalia; Rodentia; Castoridae. The record is from RefSeq and is a predicted model, not a curated record.